GAACCGCACGCUCUCUCUCAUCCCUUCCCGUCAUGCAGCGCUCCUGCCUGCUCCUCCGUCGAGCCGCCAUGUUGUCGGAGUGAAAGCCUGGGGUGUCGGAGAGAAACUGGGGCUGAUAUCCGUGACCAUCCACCCUCUCCGCCGGCUGUGGUGGAAUGAGCAGUGUGUGUGUGUUGAAGAGGAAAGCAGUGCUCUGGCAGGAUUCAUUCAGCCCCCACCAUAGAUCUACAUCCCCCAGCAUGCCCGUGGUGCUGAGCAGCGGAGGACAUGCCCCCCCAGCAGGGCAGACCCCUCAGGCCACACCCCCCAGCCAGCAGGGUGUGGCUGGUGCUGGACGUUCCCAAGAUGAUGCCAUGGUAGACUACUUCUUCCAGAGACAGCACGGUGAACAGCCUGGCAAACACCGCUGGCCCACUGGAGACAACAUCCAUGACAGUCAGGUGCGGUCCAUGGAUGAGCUUAACCAUGACUUUCAGGCGCUGGCUCUGGAGGGACGUGCAAUGGGAGAGCAGUUACUCACUGGGAAGAAGUUUUGGGAAUCGGAUGACUCUGGGAAGGAUGGCCCAAAAGGAAUCUUUUUGGAUCAGUGGAGGGACAGCGCAUGGGGUGCAUCUGAUCAUUCUGUUUCUCAGCCAAUCAUGGUGUCCCGUCGGCCAGGUCAGGGUUUUCAUGGUGGAGGUGAAGUUGGUGUGGGCUCUGUGAUGUCCCCACGGUCAGAGAGUGGAGGUCUGGGAGUAAGCAUGGUGGAAUACGUUCUCUCCUCCUCACCAGCUGAUAAACUGGACCCAUGUCUCAGAAAAGGGCCUUAUGGUCAAAGGGAUGGAGAGGGAGAGGAGGAGAAGCGAGAGAAGCCGAAAGCAGCGUUUGAGGGAGAAAAGCUGAAGGAGUUGGCUGAAGGAGAAGCUGAUGUGAUUAGCGAUGUGAUUAAUCCUAAUGGACUACCUGUACAAAAUGGCCUCGAUGUGGAUGUCAAAGAGUUUGGUCGUCCACCGGGAAACAUGCAGGCUCCAGGCCCAGAGGGGGACUUGCUCGGAGGCCCCGGAGGUGUGGGAGCUGAGGGCCUUGCUCCUUUGGGGAGUGGUGGGACCAAACCCCCAGAGGACUUUUCGGGUGUGGAGCAGGGUGGUGUUACCAUGGACCCCAUGGAGUCAGUGAUGGAACCACUACAAUUCGACUACAAUUCUCAGAUGCCCAUGGACUCUGCGCCCACUGUGGGUUUAUUUGAUUACACCAACCAGCAGCAGUUGUUUCAGAGAAAUAAUGCCCUCGCAGUGCAGCAGCUAACUGCAGCCCAACAACAACAGUAUGCCUUAGCAGCAGCUCAGCAGCCUCACAUCGGUCUGGCCCCAGCAUUUGUGCCCAAUCCUUAUAUCAUCAGUACUGCACCUCCUGGGACAGAUCCUUAUGCUGCUGGCCUAGCGGCAGCAGCUACACUUGGUCCAGCAGUGAUGCCUCCCCAGUACUAUGGCGUUACCCCUUGGGGGGUGUAUCCAGCCAACCUUUUUCCGCAGCAAGCGGCUGCAGCCAACAACUCGGCCAACCAGCAGGCAGCAGGCCAGGGGCAGCAGAACCAGCAACAGGUAAUGCGUGCUGGGGGAAGCCAGCGACCUUUGACCCCUAGUCAAGGUCAGCAAGGUCAGCAGAAUGACCAACUGGUUGCUGCUGCAGCGGUGAACUCGGCUCUUGCUUUUGGUCAGGGUCUAGCUGCAGGUGUUCCUGGUUACCCGGUGCUGGCCCCUGCAGCCUAUUAUGACCAGACAGGGGCAUUAGUAGUGAACACUGGAGCUCGAAGUGGGCCGGUCCGCCUCAUGGCCCCUGCGUCUGUCAUCAUAUCGCCUACUGCUGCACAAGCGGUGGCAGCAGCGGCAGCCUCAGCAGGUGGUGCCAAUGGUGGACUAGGUGGGGGUGCCAAUGGUCCAUUCCGUGCCAUGACGUCGCAGCAGCCUCAGCAGCAGGGUGGCCCAGGUGGUGGUCUGGGGGGCAGCUCCUUCUAUGGCUCCUCCUCCCUCAGCUCAUCGUCGCAGAGCUCCUCAUUGUUCUCUCAAGGCUCAGCUCAGCCCGGGCCGGGCUCUGCCUCUCUGGGCUUCAGCCAGCCUGCCUCUUCUUCUCUUGGAGCCACUCUAGGAAGCCUGGGAGGCUUUGGGACUGCAGUGGCCAACUCUAGUGGUGGAAGUGGGUCGCGAAGGGACUCCCUGACAGGAAACAGUGAGCUGUACAAACGAACACCCUCCAGCCUCACACCAAUCGGCCAUGGAGGCUUUUAUAAUGGCACCUUGGGUUUCAGUCCUUCUCCAGGACCUGUAGGAAUGCCUUUACCCAACCAGGGUCCCUCCCAUUCACUCACCCCUCCACCCUCACUGUCCAAUCACAGCUCCUCAUCCAACCUUAAUCUUGGAGGCCUGACCAAUGGAAGUGGGCGUUUCAUAUCGGCAGCACCUGGAGCAGAGGCCAAGUACCGCAGUGCCGCCAGCUCGGGCUCCUCCCUCUUCUCACCCAGCAGCCAGUUGUUCCCGUCAUCACGGUUACGCUAUGGCAUGUCCGACGUGAUGCCGUCUGGCAGAAGCCGUUUGCUGGAGGACUUCAGGAACAAUCGUUAUCCCAACCUGCAACUCCGGGACAUUGCUGGCCACAUAAUGGAGUUCAGCCAAGACCAACAUGGAAGCAGGUUUAUUCAGUUGAAGCUGGAGAGAGCCAGUUCAGCAGAGCGCCAGCUCGUCUUCACAGAGAUCUUACAAGCAGCAUACCAACUUAUGGUGGACGUCUUUGGCAAUUAUGUCAUUCAGAAGUUUUUUGAGUUUGGAAGUCUGGACCAGAAGCUGGCUUUAGCAGAGAGAAUUCGAGGCCACGUUUUGUCUCUGGCGCUGCAGAUGUAUGGCUGCAGGGUUAUUCAGAAAGCUCUGGAGUUCAUCCCUUCAGACCAGCAAGUCAUUAGCGAGAUGGUCCGGGAGCUGGAUGGACAUGUCCUCAAGUGCGUGAAGGACCAGAACGGUAACCAUGUGGUGCAGAAGUGUAUUGAGUGUGUUCAGCCACACGCGCUGCACUUCAUCAUAGACGCCUUUAAGGGACAGGUCUUCGCCCUCUCCACCCACCCGUACGGCUGCCGAGUCAUCCAGCGCAUUCUAGAACACUGCCUUCCGGAGCAGACGCUGCCCAUCCUGGAGGAGCUCCAUCAGCACACAGAGCAGCUCGUGCAGGACCAGUAUGGCAACUAUGUGAUCCAGCACGUUUUGGAGCAUGGAAGAGCAGAGGAUAAGAGCAAGAUAGUAGCGGAGAUCAGAGGCAAUGUACUGGGACUCAGCCAGCACAAGUUUGCAAGUAAUGUGGUUGAAAAGUGUGUGACCCAUGCAUCCCGAACUGAGCGAGCUGUGCUGAUUGACGAGGUUUGCAGUCUGACUGAGGGCCCCCACAGUGCCUUAUACACCAUGAUGAAGGACCAGUACGCCAACUACGUAGUGCAGAAGAUGAUAGAUGUGGCCGAGCCCACGCAGCGCAAAAUUGUUAUGCACAAGAUCCGGCCCCACAUCUCCACUCUGCGAAAGUACACAUAUGGCAAACACAUCUUGGCCAAACUGGAGAAGUACUACAUGAAGAACGGUGUCGACCUGGGUCCUCUCUGUGGUCCUCCAAACGGGAUCAUGUAAAACCUUCUCCCCCUUUUGUCCCGAAGCUUUUCCCUGUCUGUCAGAUGCCUUUUCACUCAUGUCCUCCACUCCGUCAUGUCUAACAGCCCCAACUCCAAUUGACCCUUUGGAGAAUGCCGUUCCCCAUUUCCCCUUCGUCUCUUACUCGUCGAGGACACGGAGUACCCCUUGAUCCCUUGUUUCCAUGACAACCUUACAGGAGGAGCCUUCGUUGAGUUGUUUCGUACCCCUCCCCCCCUCUGAGCCCUGGCCUGCUGAUCUGGGGCAAGCAGGGAGUGGACAGAGGUGAGAUCCUGGCUUUCUCAUCCAUCCACUCCCGCCUUUUUGUUUGGAAUUUUUAUUUAGAUUUUUGCUUUUCAUCAGAUAAAAACUGAAUCAUUUCACUUUUUGCUACUGCUGCGCCACAAUCCUACUGUCCCUCCUCCCAUCCUUAUAGCUUUUUACCACUAUGAGAUGGAAGAAGUAUUUAAUUUGUCUGACUUCACUGAAUCAUAGACAACACACCAUCAGCUAACCAGCAGACAGAUCAUUUAGCAUGGGAGAUUCGUUUCUGGUCUUGCUUCUAUAAAUAUAACGUGUAUACUUGGUGUAGACCUUUGCAUAUAUAUAUAAAUAUAUAUAUAAAACUUUGUAGUUUUUCUGGUUUUUGAUGUUGAAUCUGUAUCUAUAAUGUAUCCUAGUAGUGACCACAUACUUCUGACUGUAUAAUUGUACAUUUGUAAACCCUUGUAAUGUAAAAGUGCUUUACCACCCUUUUUGGUAUGAGAAGAAAAUGAAAAAAAAUCUCACCUUAAAAAAUCUUAGAAAAACCUGUGCAUUUCAGUGUAUAUUCUCACCUCCUUGGUUGUGACAUAUGAGUUGUUGUAUAUUGUAAAUUGUAAUAUCAAAUUUUUGUUUUGAAAAGCCCUUUCUAUACAGCGUAGUACUUGUACAAAGAUUCGUCACGCUUGGUUUUAUCUUGUCACUGCUUAACUUAAGACAUUGAUCUCCCACUGAACCCCAAUUGGACACAUUCUGUUAUAUUUAGUGGUGUCUUCUCAUUUGUUUAAGAGUUUUUGUUUUUUCUUUUGACCUUUUUUAAGCUCUUUUUAUAGGAACGCUUUACCCCAUGAAAUGUGUCAUGAGUGAGGGUUUGCUGAGUGGGGAAUCAUUUUUGUCCCAACUCCACAAACCCUUGAUGAUCAUGCCUGCUUUCUGUGGGGGAGGCCUGGAUUGUACAGAGGAGAUCUUGUGUUUUUUGGCAUUUCUCUAGUGCUGUAAGUGCUGUAUCAUACUGUCUAUGUCCUUUUGGGUGAGAGAGGCAUCCCGCUGAUAGUGCGGUGUACAUUUGAAGCAGCCUUGUGUAUAUUUACUACGAGCACACCUGUAACCAUAUGUGUAUAGUUAACAGAACCUGUGUAUGCUUAUUGCCUGGGCAACUAUUUUUUGUAACUCCUGUUGUAGAUUGUCUCUAAACAAUUGUGUGAUCUUUAUUUUGAAAACCAAACUGAACAAAAAAACUUUGAAAAGUU
Periophthalmus magnuspinnatus is the source of this 5152-nucleotide messenger RNA. It is a transcript of the gene pum1, whose product is annotated as pumilio RNA-binding family member 1. NCBI's taxonomy places the organism in Eukaryota, Metazoa, Chordata, Actinopteri, Gobiiformes, Gobiidae. The record is from RefSeq and is a predicted model, not a curated record. The coding region runs from base 156 to 3641 and encodes 1161 amino acids. Gene Ontology annotation, molecular function: mRNA 3'-UTR binding. Gene Ontology annotation, biological process: miRNA processing; regulation of mRNA stability. Gene Ontology annotation, cellular component: cytosol; cytoplasm. The transcript is spliced from 23 exons.